CGAAUGCUUUUGGAAGGAAGGAACUCACCACCAGAGACUUUUGAUAACAAGACAAAAGUUUUCUUCUUGCCCUUUGUUCCUUCCGCCUCUUGUUCUUCUUCUCUCCUUCCUUAUCUUUUUUCUUCUUCAAACUAAGUUUGUUGAACUUGAAGACAAACAAAAUGGUGUUAAUCACCAUACUGUUGUUAGCAGUUCUAUUCAUUGCUGGCCUCAUUAACAUAGUCUUUUAUUUGCCCACCAACAAGUUCCUUGCAUGGUUUCAAUCUCUGUUCCAAGCCAACUCAUCCACUGCUGCAACUCCAGUGGCUCCACCUACCAAAAGCAAAGAUAUUAUUAGCAGCAACAGAGCGGAGGAUGCAGAGCUCAAGCAAGUAUUUGCCACCUUCGACAAGAACAGUGAUGGCUUUAUCACAAAGCAAGAGCUCAAGGAGUCGUUGAAGAACAUCAGAAUCUUCAUGAGCGAUGCAGAGGUGGAAGAAAUGGUGAAGAAAGUGGAUGCUAAUGGAGAUGGGUUGAUUGAAUUUGAUGAGUUCCGCAUGCUGUGCGAGUCAAUGCACCGUCGAGAUCAGGGAGUGGGCGGCGAAGAUGGGAACGGGUUAAGCAGAGAGGAGGAGGCAGAGGAGGAACUGAAGGAAGCCUUUGAUGUGUUUGAUAAGGAUAAAGAUGGGCUGAUUUCAGUGGAGGAGUUGGGGGUGGUGUUGUGUUCUUUGGGUUUGAGAGAGGGAAAUAAGGUGGAGGAUUGCAAGGAGAUGGUUAAGAAGGUUGACAGGGAUGGGGAUGGUAUGGUUAAUUUUGAUGAGUUCAAGAGGAUGAUGAAAGGUGGAGCUGGAGGAAGACUUCUACUAGCCCAUUAAUCAAGUCCAGCUUAUCCAGCAGUAAGUUUGAAGGACCUUCAUCAACACAUACACCAAGAUGUAUAGGAAAUACAAAGAGCUCUUCUUCUGCAGUCAGUCACCAUACUUGACUCAUUUCCACCCUGCAAAAAUUAGCUGUGCAACGGCGUAGGAUGCUCUUCCUCUCUAAGUCUAACCAACCUCUCUCUGGCUUUCUCUCUCUCUCUCUCUCUCUCUCUCUCUCUCUCUCUAAAGCAUUUUAUUUUUAACUAUUCAUGGCAGACAAACUAUCAUGGUUUUUAAUUAGAAAUGUAGCUUUAGUUUUUGCCCUCUUGCUAUGUCUAUAAUCUUUGCCAAUCUUGAUCAAGUGAACUUUGUUUCACUGUUAUUGCAAUAUGAAUAUGAAUUGUGUGUUUACCUUAA
This is a messenger RNA of Prunus persica (peach), 1256 nucleotides long. Its product is annotated as calmodulin-like protein 3. The transcript has a single exon. The record is from RefSeq and is a predicted model, not a curated record. Gene Ontology annotation, molecular function: calcium ion binding. NCBI's taxonomy places the organism in Eukaryota, Viridiplantae, Streptophyta, Magnoliopsida, Rosales, Rosaceae. The coding region runs from base 162 to 854 and encodes 230 amino acids.